GGAUUUUCUUGAUAAAAAGCACUAUUACGUUGACAUUCUCGGCCGACUUCCAUGAAUCGGUUUUAUUCCAGUGUUUAUGAUCUGUAUGUGGUCAAAAUAAAUAAAUAAGCCUCCCCAAUAUGGCGUCGACGUUGCUGUAUCGCAGCAAGGGGCGGAAGCGGGUUGAAAGCAUACACGUGAGAUGUCUGCGGUGUGGACCUUGAAGGCCCUGGGUCUCGGGGCCGUGGGCCUGACUCUGAGUGUGGAGGUGUUGGGCUGGUUCUUCAGGAGAUUCGGGUCUAAAGGAUUCCUGAAAGAAGUCAUAUUCUUCCCCACCGAAUUCGCAUGUGUGGAGCAUGUGUUCGAACCAACUUUGCAGUGUCUCUGUCCGUUACCACAUGGCUUAGAGACGUCUUUGGCCCGCCUUCUCCGCCACGUCCUCUCGGCCAAAUCCACCCUGGACAUCUGUGUGUUUGCCUUCUCCAACAUGGACCUCAGCAGAGCGGUCCUGGCCCUCCACUCCAGGGGCCUGGUCAUCCGGAUCCUCAUAGACAAGGACUACGGCUGCAUCACUGGCUCCCAGAUCGGGCCGCUGCGCAGAGCAGGUAUCCGCGUGCGCUAUGACUCGGGCGCCGUGCACAUGCACCACAAGUUUGCGUUGGUGGACGGGCGGCGGCUGGUGACGGGCUCCCUCAACUGGACGCUGCAGGCGGUGCAGAAGAACAAGGAGAACGUCAUGGUGACGGAGGAGCCCCGCCUGGUCACGCCCUUCGUCCAGGAGUUCCAGCGCCUGUGGGACGCCAAUGACCCGGAGGGCUGCGGCCGAGCCGCCCCCCCGCCGCAGCAAGGCACCGAGCGGCAAGGCACCGAGCGGCAAGGCACCGAGCGGCAAGGCACCGAGCGGCAAGGCACCGAGCGGCAAGGAACUUGACCAAACGGAGGGGUUGCGAGUUAAAUUCUCUGCCUGCUUUUAACAAUUAUUCAAUCCGUGUCAAAUGGAAGAGAUAAUGGAGCUAAGGAACAUGUAGUUUGUAGUGGUACCUGUAAGGCGUAGCACAUUUGGCAGCAUCUUAUUUUAUGAGAGGAUGUAAACACAAGACCACAUCUCUGGCCAUUUCAAUGGUCAGUUUAAUGAUGACUGAAGCAGUAUUCAGAGUGGCAUCACCUGACACUAGUUGGUUUUGGUCAUGUCCAUUACGUUUGAUACAAGAUGUGGUUACUAUUGUGACUAUUGUGUGACUAGAUUUUUUCAGCUAGUAAUUUUGUGUUAUUUUUUACUUUAUUCUGCUCUGGCCUUAUACACUUAUAACAUGAAUCAUUCAUGACUCAUUCAUUGUCUGUAACUAACGCACACACACACACACACACACACACACACACUCACACACUUUUGGUUCAGACUUUGCAUUUUAAUAUCAGUUCAUGCAUAUUUUAAAUUUGACUUUUACUAAUUGAUGAGUGGAGUGAGAAGUCGGCAGCUUGUAAUAUUCUCAGAGUUUAAGUGUAUUAUUUUCCUUUCUGCUUUUGUGUUUAAUGUGUCAGGAUUAUUUCCAAUCGUUUUACUUUGCAGUCUGAUGUUCACAAACGUUCGUUUGUCAGUAUUGGUAAAGUUUUUUUUUGGUGUUAAA
Molecule: messenger RNA, 1607 nt
Organism: Gadus morhua (Atlantic cod)
Lineage: Eukaryota; Metazoa; Chordata; Actinopteri; Gadiformes; Gadidae
Gene: pld6
Product: phospholipase D family, member 6
Exons: 5
Coding region: 182-910 (242 amino acids)
Biological process (GO): piRNA processing
Cellular component (GO): mitochondrion
Molecular function (GO): RNA endonuclease activity producing 5'-phosphomonoesters, hydrolytic mechanism
Source: RefSeq, a predicted model, not a curated record